ACGAGGAGCGGGAUUAAAAAGCCGAUGUGCAGUUGCGUGGCUGCUUCUCCAACCCCCUCCCUCAUGGCAACUGCCUCGCUCGCCUCACAGGAUUGCCUUCAUGACCUUGACUCUGUUUCCUAUCCGACUCUUUUUUGCUGCUUUUAUGAUGUUGCUGGCCUGGCCUUUUGCAUUCAUUGCUUCAAUGGGAUCUGACGAGCAAGAGCUUGAAAAGCCCCUCUCCGGGUGGCGAAAGGUAGUGGAUAUUUUGCUGAAAGCAAUCAUGAGAAUGAUGUGGCUUGCUGGUGGAUUCCAUUGGAUAAAUGUAAAAGGCAGACAGGCGUUGCCAGCGGAAGCAGCAAUAUUAACUGUGGCUCCCCAUUCUUCCUACUUUGAUGCCAUUCCAGUAACUAUGACCUUCGCCUCCAUUGUGAUGAAAGCCGAAAGCAAAGAUAUUCCUGUUUGGGGAACUCUAAUCAAAUACAUCCGACCAGUAUUUGUAUCUCGCUCAGACCAGGAUUCUCGCAGGAAAACUGUUGAAGAGAUUAAGAGACGUGCUCAGUCUGAUGGUAAAUGGCCACAGAUAAUGAUAUUCCCAGAAGGCACUUGCACAAACCGAUCCUGUCUAAUUACAUUCAAGCCUGGAGCAUUUAUUCCUGGAGUUCCUGUACAGCCAGUGGUUUUACGUUAUCCGAACAAACUGGAUACAAUCACGUGGACGUGGCAAGGGCCAGGAGCGUUAGAAAUUCUAUGGCUUACUUUGUGUCAGCUUCACAAUUCUGUGGAAAUUGAGUUUCUACCUGUGUAUAUUCCUUCAGAAGAAGAAAGAAAAAAUCCAGUGUUAUAUGCCAAUAACGUCAGACGUGUAAUGGCAGAGGCAUUGGGAGUUCCAGUGACAGACUACACAUUUGAAGACUGUCAGCUAGCUUUGGCUGAAGGACAACUUCGUCUGCCUUCAGACACGUGUCUUUUAGAAUUUGCAAAGCUUGUGAGAAGCCUUGGGCUGAAGCCAGAAACACUCGAAGAUGAUCUUGAUAAAUAUGCUGCAAGUGCCAUGAAAAUGAAAAAAGAAAAGGUCGAUCUCAAAGAAUUUUCAGCAUACUUGGAAUUUCCAGUUUCUCACACGUUAGAAAGUAUGUUCGCACUUUUUGACGAGAAUGAAGAUGGCAUAAUUGACGUUCGGGAAUUUGUCAUUGCUCUGUCAGUUGUCUGUAAGCCAUCAAAAACUCUGGAAACAAUUCAGUUGGCAUUUCAGCUGUAUCAGUCAGAAAAUGGAACUAUAACAGAAGAGGAUUUAGCUCAUAUUCUGAAGACUGCCAUGGGUGUAUCACAGAUUGAUGUUACACACCUUUUUAGAGCUGUAGAUGAAGAAGAAGAAGGAGAGAUUACGUAUGAUGACUUCCACAGAUUUGCUGAAUUGCACCCAUACUUCGCAGAAGACUAUCUCUAUGCUGAUCAGAUGGGAGAUGAGAAUGGCUUGGAGACUUCAUCUCUUUCUGCUCCUAAUGGUAUCUGUACUGACUUCAGCCCUGAAAACCCUGAAGUUAAAAACAAGCACCUACAGAAGAAACUGAAUUAACACUACAACUGUUACCUUCCUCUCCUGGUGAGAGGAUUGUCUUUUCUUGGGAUUUUCAUAAGUCACUCCAACUAUACAACAAAUACAUUUUUGUGUGUGAAAGUUCUUCUACCUUAAUACAGUUCUUUGAAUCGUAUGUGCUAUAUUUAACAUGUUCCAGGUUACUUUGGGGAAGAUGGGGUUUUUGGGGGGUUUUUUGUGUGUUUGUCUGUUUGUUUUUCCAAAAACGUCUUUGAAAGGCAAAAAUGUGAAUGUGCUUCAUUAUUAAUGUUCAUAUUUAAAAGGAGGCGGCACACUUAUUUAUAUUCCAUUGGCUAGUUUUCAUGUACAAAGUGUCGCACAAACUGUGCAUGUAUAAAGAAACUGUAGCUACUAUGGUGUUAAGUGCACUUUGGUGAUUAGUGUUUUCCCUAGCUACGGGGACGUUUAUUUGGGGCCAAACUUUGCUGUCCAUAUUUGCAUAGUCAGUCUUGUUGAUUUCAGUGGGAUUAUUCUCAAGCAAGGCAAGCAUAUUUUGGCCCUUUGUUUUGGUUUCAGUGAGCAGUUUGGAAACAAUAAUGCAAAAACUUGCUAAGGAUUACUUUUUAUUGUUGAAUGGCAAAAUUGUUUCUCUUUCAGUCGAUUCCAUGGUAGAAUGAAAAGGAAAGGCUCCUUACCCCUCACCCCAACACUUUUCUACUGUUGUCAUUCGGAUGCAAUUAAACGUGAUUUUUUUCCAAACUGACAACCACAUACUAUCUGCAAAUAUGUGACAAAACUGUGCUGCUUUUCUAAUAUUCAAUUCAAAUCAUGUCCACCCAACGUUUAAAUGGGAGACGUUUACACAAUAGUAUUUAAUCUACCUUUAUCAGGAAUCCCAGGUUUCUUUUGUAGCAAACCUGUAUAUACAGAUAACUUAGCAUGGAACACACUAUGAAAACUUUGUGUCAGCCCAAGUUUGCAAAGGUUGCAGUUAGUUCAGAGGCCAAGCCAGCAACAAAUUGCAGAACAUCCUGAAGAGAGAAAUGCUAGUUAAAUCUUUCUAGCAACAUUAAAUGUACUGCAUAUAAUUUCUUAUCUUUCCUUUUGUAAAGCCACAUGCCUUAAUUAGCAAUGGAGGUCUCAAAGAAAAAUUUAUUAGAAAACCACAGAGUUUCACUGAUUAGGAAAUGUGACAAAAGCCUCAAGGAGUAGGAAGGAGGACUCUGUCACAAAAUAACUCUGAUGGCAGCUCUACUUCCAGAGAAACAAAAAUUACUUUCAGACCAUAAUAUGGUCUUAAAAUAUGAUGGUUUUGUGAUUGGAAAACUUGAGAUUUGAAUCUUCCACAUUAGAGUAAUUUAAAACGAGAUUUGAAAUGCAGGAGUUUUAGCAGAAGGAAAGGAAAUUUAUUUGUUUGUACCAAAUGCUCUUAUUACUAUUUCUUAAAUAGCAGGAGGUAUUUUAGAGCUCAUUAGGGUAUUGAAACGUGUCCUUAAAAAUCCCUAACUGAACGUGGCAAAUCUCCAAACCAAAACUGGCUUUAAUAGAAAGGCCGGGGAGGGGGAUGGGGGGAUAAGUAAGAAAUUAUGCUUUUUGUGGGGUAUGUAGAGGUAGGUCCUUAUUUGGAGAUAGUAACUAAACUUUUGAUUUAUCUAGGUAAUGCAUGCCAAGCUGACAGGGCUGUAGCAGACAGGCAGACAAGAUACGAGUUAAAACUGAUCAUGAAAAAUAGGAGAAAUGGUUUGGAAAAAUAAGGCAUGUGAGGAAUUACACUUAGGUAGGAAUAGUCAGCAGCACAAACAGAGGAGGGAGUGGGUGUUACUGCAUAAGACAUCUUGGGGCAGAGAUGGUACAGAGUAUGACAAACUGAACACCAUCUACUCGUUGCUGCAGAAAAGAUACUCAUUAUGGUUGGACGCAUCAACGGUGCAGCCUGUGAGAAGUGUGGUGGUGGUUCUGUGUUACCAAGGUGUGUAAGCCCUUACUUGAAGUACCUGCACAUGAUGGGAGUAGUUGGAUAGAGUCUGGAGGACAGAAAAUACUCAAAAACGAGGGAAAAGAAAAAAAAGGAGACUGACGAAAGAUGUGAAAACAGUUUACUGAUAUGGAAAAAGUUGCUAUGGAGAAGACGGGAGCAGUCUAUUCCUCCAUGUUGAUGGUAGAUACAGGCUAUUCAUUUAAAAAGUAAGUUAAGCAUUAGGAAAAUGUCCUUACAAUACAUCUAGUUAAGCUAAGGAGAAUUGGUUAUUCCAGGUGGGGUGAGGAGCCUUCCUUCACUGGAGGUUUUGAAAAUAUGUGAUUUUGCUGAUUGUGCCCCAGGAUCAUAGGAAUAUGUCCCAAGACCCGCUUUCUGUGAUUAUACAGUGUGUAUUUUAGUCUGUAUGUAAGGGAGGAAAGCACAUAAACUGUAGUCUGGGCGUAUGACAUGUCUUCUACAAGACUUUUUAUGGCAUUUGGCUCAAGCUGUCUAAGGUAGUUAUCUUUUGCUUUGUAUGUGAGCUUGGGAAUCGGAGAAUUUCAGAGUGCAGGGGAUGAGAUAGAGUGCCCCAAGACAUCUGUCUGAAAAGAAGAAAAAAAGGUAAGCUUAGUAUCUCAUGGACAGGUUUGGGUGAGAGAAGCUCCAGAGGACGAGAUAUUCUGUCCAUACAUGUGAAAGAACAAAGAAACCUGAUUGAAGUUGGGUAAAUAAGAGUGUGCCUAAUUUGUGUGCAGCGAAGCUGUGCGGGGCGCUCGGGCUGAAGGGCGCUGCAGCCUCCAAUAGACGGGGUGUGGUGAAGAGGCACUGGAAGUCACACACGUCAGUGAGUUCCAGCCAGAGCUGCCCGUGACCAGUGCCUUGUUUGCUUGGUGAGCAAGUACUCCUGUGGAAACAACCAUUUAAAGACAAAACAAACAAAAAAAAAGCAAACCACAAAAUAUCGCUUAGAUUCCGCAAUAAAUUGCGAUGCACCCUCUUUUGUGAGGCUAGUGAAUGAGGUAGAGACAUAAUAUGAUGAAUUACAGAGUGGAGUCCUGAUUAGCCUGCAUGGAAACACUGUGAGAUCACAUAAGGUCACAAAACCCGAGAUCAGUUAAUAUAAUUCAGGUGAUUUUACUCUCUGUAGAAUCUAAGACUAUAAUAUUAGAGUACCUUGUGGUGGGAGGGGUGGUAAUCUCGCAGUUUAGUGAGGGCUGAGAGCUGUCAGGCGUGGCUGCAGCUCUGUCCUUACAGCUCAGCUGGCAACUCCCGCUGCUGGAACGGCUCAGUAGUUCCACGUAAGGAGCCUUUUGAAAAGGCACCAAGCCUGCAACAGCUGGGUUGUGACAGCCAAGUUUCAGUGGCUUGCUGCAAUGUCAGGGUAGAACUGAAAGCUUCCUUUCCCCUUCAACAAAUAUUGACAUGCAAAUGCUUUCAAUUACAAUAUUACAGGUUUUACAAACACAUUGUUUCACUUUAACUGGCAAUAUCAACAGCCCCUAAAUUUACAAGGAGGCAUACAAAGAAAUUACCUCAGUUCUUUGCAACAAUUUAACUUGAUAAAUGAUCCUUAGACAAAAAAAAAUGCAGGAAUGUGGAGGCAUUUGGCGUUUCUGAUGAGCAUUUUAUUACUUUUAUGCAAUACUGCCAACCCUUGUGAGUACAGCUCAUGCAUCGGACUGAAAUUGUGUAUAGUGUAUGGGAGACCCAGCCAAAGCUUUGCUAUUCUGAUAUGGUUGAGGUAGUACACUCUGUAUUUUGAAUGUAUUUGAGAUAACACAGAAAGUCACAAAAUCCAAGUUAUCUAAGAAGUCUUUUUUUUUUUCUUUAUUUAUACUUCUUCAAACGUAAUAAAACUCCACUAAAAACACACAAAAACUUAGGAGGUGCAAAGUAUGUUUAAACCACAGUAGGGCAUGUGCUAUUAUAGAUUUCUCAGGAGUCCUCCACUGCAAGUGGAUACAUUUAAAAGGCGUUAGGCAUUACAGGCAAUUUGUAAACCCUAUGGAGAAAUUGGGUUGUAAACUAAAUUAUAUGCCAGUAAAUUACGCUAUCUGAAUUACGUUUCGAUGCAUUUAUUGUAGCUAGACUAAUCGUCCUAUGAUAAAAGCAAUCGGGCUUCUGUGUGUGUUUGCUAAUCCCACUUGGAAGGUAUAAAUCCUUAGGUCACAAAGGUCGAACAGGAGACACGUGUGCAGGAAGGAAGUGAUGCAGACUCUUUACUGGCAAAGCUGACGGAAGUAAAUAGUUUUAUACGUGGCUAUUUAUUAAUGUUUUCAUGCAAACUGAAUAAGUUUGUUUGCUGGUUUAAGCAUUGGGCUGGAUGGAAUAUGUUUUUAUUCAUAAUAAGUAGUAAAAUGGUUUUCUGGAAGAGGGAUUGUUGCCAGCAUUUGCAUAGCUUGAUAAAUUUUCUAAAGCAGAUGCACUUUUAUUCAUUUAUCAGUUCCCUUACAAUGCCAUCUUUGGUAUUGCCAUUAAGUUAUUUUUAUUACGUUGUAUUAUCAUGUGGUAAGUACAGCUUUUUGUGUUGACUGUUUUCAGUCAUCCUGCUCUCCACUCCUUCAAAAAUGGUAUUCUCAUUUAAAAAAAAUAUAUAAAAAGAGGAGUCAAGUUCUGCAACUUCUAUUCUUUGAGUGCCACGUGCUGUAGAUCUCAGAGAAACUAUGUGAGCACAGCUUUGCAUAUAUUAUGGGAUUGAACUGGGAUGCCUAAAAAAAGGUCUGAUGAAAACUCUAAUGAAGUAAGUUUAAUUUUCCUUUAGAUCAGAGUGAAGAUUAUAAGACCUUUUGAAACGUGUUUUGCUUCAUGUGAACCCUCUGCUUUUUUUUCUAGCAGCACUUUCAUGAAUGUGCAAGCAUUUAGAAAUUAUAAAUAUGUUGGCCAAGAGUUUUACAUUAGCAAAAUUUAACUUUGGCUCCUAAGUUCAUACUGAAGCACAGAAGUUCCCUGUGAACCAAGCACUUCAGAUGGUUUAUUAUGUUUUAGGUGUCUGAACUUCAGCUAAUUUGGAAAACUUCAAUUACCUGAUUAUUAUGGCUAGAUCCUUUACCAAACAAAAGGAGGAAGAGUAGGUCCAACAAUUUGAAAUGUAAAGUAAGAAUUUGUAAUCAGUGCCACCGAUAAUUAAAUAGAUUAAAUAGUUAAUCAGUCUAGCAAGACCACAAGAUCUGUUUCACAGAUGAGCAGAAAGACUGAGAUCGUCAUUCAGGUCAUUUUGCAGUCCCAGCUAGGUAGAAAUUUAGCCAGCAGUUCUUCAGUCAGAGGAUAAUUCCUUGAAGGUCCUGGAGCAUCGUGUAUCUCAGUAAGGUCCAGCUCACGGGCAGCGCAGCCAGCACCAUUUCAUCUCCUCUCCCUGCCUUUUUCCUAUGGGGACUGGAAAAAAGUAUUCCAACUGUGACAGGAGCCUUGUAAGAUCUCCUUAAAGGUAAAACUCUCCAGCACCACCUCAGAGGAAAAAAGAUGAUUGUUCUGUGCUAUAGCUAAGGCAGCAAACUGGGUAUACGCGUUAGUCGUGAUCAAAACGUGCAUAAAUUAUACAAUAUUGAGGUAAAACUACUGAGAGAAUGCAGCAGCCCUUAGGCGUGCCUGGACCUGCACCUGGGAAUAUUUCCUGCAUCUUGUAGUAACCAAGACAGUUUCUUUCUCUAGGAAACCCUUCAGAUUUAUUUCAAGAUAUUAAUUAUUUUGUCUUCCAUGAGUAGAGCUGUUUGCUUUGUAGAAAACAGCUUCUUUUUCCCCAGAUGGUAUCGUGUGCUUUAUCAUGGGUAAUGGGAUUAAAUUCAAGUGGGUGAUAUGAAGAGAGCGGAGGAUUUGAGAGGCUUAUAAAACGGAGGGGCUGUGUUUCUGUGAAACACACUGAGACCUUUUCACAGCAAUUGACACUCUGUCUUGUAAAUUCAUUAGGCAGAAUAAUUUUGCUGCUUGUUGCAUUUUCUUUAGCAAAGUGGCAGAGCAGAGAGCACUCCUGUGCGGGUUAAGUGCGGGAGGCAGUUAGAUGUAUUUGCAGUUUCCUAAUGGUCAGUCUCUGGGAACGGAAACAGUGGAAUCACCUUAGCACAGGUCGCACCCAAGUAAGUGAUUCUGUUAAUUAUUUUAGUUGGUUUCAGGUUUGGUUUUUUUUUUUUUACCAAUGUGGUUGUCAUAAUUCUGUAUUCUGAACUAAAUUGCACAUGGCCAUACAAACAUCCCGGCUUCUUUGAGGUUGGCUUGGGGAUCUCGGAAAAGGUGCUGUAUGAUGAUCUGUGGAUGUAGCACUAAGCUUCAGCUCUCACUUUGGUGAAAAAAUGUUAGAAGCAAGAAGAAAAUCAUAAUGACUUUUGUUAUUUUAAUAAUAAAAUGGGAAUAUUAUUUUGAUACUAUGAAUGGGCUGAUAUUUGAGAGUUCUGAGCCAGAGUCAGCUGGAGAAAAAUGAGGUCGAACUUCUGGUCCUGAGCCAGCAAGUAGUAAAGCCCAUCAAGGCUCGUGUGGCAGCGACACUGUCACUGUGCCGCUGGCCUUGUCCCACAGUAAAGAAGGACCUUUUCUGCCCCUUGGGCUGGUGAAUUGGGUUGUGUGUGUCCCUAGCUCGUGCUUCUGCUGCCUGUUCUUGUAGGUGUGCUGCAGCCUGAGGGAGGCCUCACUGCCUCUUCAGCUGAAGUGACAUUCGUGGACGUUCCUCCCUGAGCUGUAAGGAGCUGGUGGAUAUUAAAGUCACAUCCUGGUGAUGCCACCCAAAGCUAAGGGCUCCUUACUGCUUCAGCAGUUUCCUUUUCCUGCACUUUAACCAUUGCAGGUGUGUCCAGGUGACAGCAGGUCUGAAAGAGCUUAGGAGAUUCUCCUUGUUCCUAUGAACAAUAAGAAAUUAAAUUUAGAAAUAUAAAUAGAUUAAACUGGACUGACUUCUGACUCACUAUGUCACUUUCAGUGUGCACCUGUUUACUUCCAAGUUCAAAUGCAGCAUCUAUAAAUGUGAUAGCAAACAAAGUCUAAGUCUCCUCAUGGACACUGAAGAAAGCAGAAGUUCAGACACUUUUCAUCCUACCAUGGUACUGGAAAUUAAAUUCAUCUGACAAUAGCUUAUUUCUAAGUCUAUGAAUGUAUAUGGGGAAAACCCAAAUACAUGUCUUUUAUUCGCUAUCCAGCAUGAAGACAAUUUUGUAUUUUAAAUGCUGAAGAAAUAAACUUGUAAAGAUCUUGUAAGCCCUAAGUAUAUAUUUUUGUCCUACGUUUUCUUUUAUAAUGAAGUUCAAGCAAAAUAUUUCUUAUAUUUCAGAAGGGAGGUUUAGGUUAGCCAGUGCUGUACUUUCCAGACUACAAAAGCAGUUUUUAAGUAAACAUGUAAAAAUGAAAUUGUAUUUUUCAAUAUGUGGAUUAGCACCCUUAAGUUAAACAUUUCUCCUUAGCAAUUGUAUAUACUUAGACAAAAAGCAAAACCGUUGCGGCUGCUUGUCUGUAGUUGUUUGUGUUUGGUGAUUUGUUUAUAUUGCUUCCUCUAAUUGCUCUAAGGGUAUUAAGAGCUCCGUUGUACAUCAGUAACGUUAGAAAUAGAAGUCAGAAGUACAUUUCUUUAGGAGUGAUAGGUUUUGUUUCCUGGAGGAGGACCAAGACGAAGCAUCUGCUGACUUUGUAUUCCGUACUACGCGACUUGGAUGGUGCGGCAUUGUGCUGGAAGUACUUGGCAUCUGCUCAAUGGGACCAUUUUCUAAACCUUUUUGUAAUUCCCAGCGUUUCUCCAGGUGUGCAACACAUUUCUAAUUUGAUCACAGGUACUAGUUCAUCUUUUUGGAAGAAGCAAAUUGAGCUUUCAACAAGUUGAGAAAUAAUUUAGAAAAAAUAAAAAUGUUUUUGAUCUCUUGAAUUAUUGUUAAACUUGCAUUGAGGAUAUAAUUUAUAUAUUUUGGAAAAAAUAUUGCUAUGUUUUUGAAUACACUUGAGAAUUUAAAUGCAGAAGAAAAAAAAAAGUUAACCUUUUAAACAAUCAGAUUUUGGAAUUUUCUCUGAACGGCUACUGACUCCCAGGUAGGCACUGCCAUGAAGAGGAUGCUUUUAGCUGAAGCCCUGUGCCCACAGAGCAGGCAGCUGCUGUGUGGGACCUCGCUGGCAGGGUGUUGUGUGCUUGUUCCAUCCCUGCUGCAGCUGCUGCCGGCGUCCAGGCUGCUCUGGCAGCCCUGCGCCGCUUACAGACGUGUACUGGCCGCAAGCUUUUUAUUAGAAUAGCCCUUGGAUAUGCAGUGUAAAUCUGUAAUGAUACAUAGUGCUACUGGAUGAUGAUGAUAAUCUGAAUGCCUAUUUUCUGCUGUAAAUUUCCCUCCUAUGGUUAUGUGUACAUAGACUAUUACCUUUGCACUGAACUGCCUGUACUUCGCGACUGAAAAGCAAAACCCAGUAAUGUACUAAAGAUGGCUGUAGCUUGUGGUUCCAAUUGGGGAAAUACUUCUGCAGAAUGAAAAGUAUAGCUUCAGUGCUACAAAUUUGAUUUUUAUAUUUUUUAUUAGCAUGCAUGGAAGACUAAGGAUAAUAUUUUUUAAAAAUGAACUUGUUUUUGUACAUUUUUCAAUGUUUAAAACUCUAUGAUUUAACAUUACCUCUGAAUGCCAGUGAUCAGUAAAUUCUUCAAGGAAAUACCUCAAUUUGAGCAUUCUUUUCUUGUUAGUUGUCUGAUAGGUUGAAAUGGUCUAUAGCGCGUGAUGAACUGAGCCAAAUGAUGUAGAGGCUUGACCCAUGCUAGAUGAGUCAUAUGCUGAUUUACAUAAAGGGAACUAAAUGAUACACUACAGGUGUUGAUGUGCAGUAUACAAUCAUGGCUCAUUCUGCCCAACUUGGACCCAUUUUCCUUAUGAAUGGCUUGUAAAUUGAAUUUUCAGCGUGAAGCCAAAUUAAAAAUGAAUCAAAAAAAA
Messenger RNA from Calidris pugnax (ruff), 10351 nucleotides. RefSeq names its product lysophosphatidylcholine acyltransferase 1 (gene LPCAT1). The record is from RefSeq and is a predicted model, not a curated record. NCBI's taxonomy places the organism in Eukaryota, Metazoa, Chordata, Aves, Charadriiformes, Scolopacidae. The coding region runs from base 101 to 1558 and encodes 485 amino acids. The transcript is spliced from 14 exons. Gene Ontology annotation, molecular function: calcium ion binding.